GCUGCCCGUCCCGGCGGUUUCCCUGAGCGGACAGAGCCGCCACCCGCCCUCGACCCGCUGCCGCCCCCGAGGCGCCCGCCCGGUUACCGAUGUCUAUGGCGAAGCACUUGGCGUUCUCCAGGUUGCGGAAGAUCUCGUCAGGCGGGAGAGUGAUGCUCUUAUCCAGGCUGCUGUCACCGCCGCUGCUGAUACAUCAGAGCCACCCUGGACCUAUCAGGCUGAAUAUGGGACUGAGACCCAAGAACUACUGAGUUAAAUCCAGCUGUGACACUCACGUUUUCUGUGAUGUUGGCGCAAUCCCCCUCGGCCCUAACCCACCGGUAUCCCAGCCCGGAUCUCAGCAUGUGAGCUCCUCCAUGGCUGCCCUUUCUCAUGCUCAGCGGCUGUCAGUCACGGUGCUGGAGAGAGAGAACAAUGGAAGUGUGUCUUGUGAAACGGUCUUUUUCACCCUGCUGGGCAGAAAUAAAAGUCCUGAGAUGGGCAGAAAAGUCACAGGGCACAGGACUCCCCCCUCUUCCCCCCAAACGAGGAUUUUUGUCGUUUUCUUGAUAACACAACUACCUCAUUCAGAAGCUCUACAAUGUGACCUGGGCGAAUAUGAAACAUAUGGCGAAUGCUGUCCCAUGUGCAGCGCAGGGACCAGAGUUGUCAAACAUUGUACACAAAGUAGCAGCACAACUUGUAUGCCAUGUGUGAGUGACACAUAUACAGAGCAUCCCAAUGGCCUAAACGAAUGCAUGAGAUGUAAAGUCUGUGAUGCUGGAGCUAGACUGAUGGUAAAAGAAAAAUGCACGUAUACGAAGAACACCGUGUGCGGCUGCGCCCCGGGGGAUUUCUGCAGGCACCCUGUAGGCGGGGACUGUGAAAUGUGUAGUGCCUCCACCAUCUGCCUCCCUGGCUCUAUGGUGAAAAUAUCUGGCACAGAAUUCAGUGACAACGUAUGUGAGGUUUGCCCUGAUGGAACCUUCUCAGCAACCAACAUGUCACUGGCCUGUCAGCCAUGGACCAAGUGUGAAGAGAAAGGGAUGACAGAAGGAAAGGCCGGAACAGCCACUUCUGAUGCAGUUUGUGUAAAAAGAGGCCUUUCUGACACAGGGAUAGCAGUGAUAAUUAUCCUUGCACUUAUAGCUGUGGUGGCUGGAGCAGCGUGCUUUUUAUGGUGGAGGAAGAAGAGGAAAGAUGAAAGAACACCUGCACAGGAGACAGGGGAUGGGUCAAAUGGACAGAUUCAGAGAACUUUGAUCCAGCCUACAGAGAAUGGGACAGAGAACAUUCCUCCUUAGGAGCAAACCAAGACAAGAGCAGAGCGGAGGAGAAAGAAAGCCAUUGUCAGUCCUGCCCGUGUGAUUGGAUUGGAGGCUUCUGAAAAUCCCUCUUCAUUGAAUUUCAGGGAUCAUCAUCAUUAGUUUCUCUGGCUAAGGCCUGUUAUGCUGAAGCCGUCCUCAGGGACACAUUGUUAGUGGAAUGUCUGCAGACUCUGAGCUCUUGGGGCAUGUCUCCACUUGCCAUUUAAAGCACAAAAAGUUCCUGUUUUGCACAAAAACUGUGGGAGCGUCUAAACUUGCCAGUGAUGAAAGUUUAACUGCAAACAGAAAACCACCUUGACGAGCAGCGUGCAGUUCUUACCGCUGAUCCUUUUGAGGUGAUGUGCAAGUGGAGACACAUUCUUCCUGUGUAAACAGCUUUUAGCCUCCAGAGGAUAUCCCACAGUGCCUAGGGCGAUCACUCUGGCCAGCAGCUCUGCUGUUCUAAAUAAACAGAAGUCCGCCCCUCCCCUGUAAAGCCAGUGGGAACUUUGAAACUCCCCUUCCUGUUUUUUUUUGUGCAAGUGCUCAUCUGGCCAAGUGACCAUGGUGCUCCACAGAGAAAACGAUCCACCGCUGGGACCCUGCGCUCACCCCCUGCUUCCUACAAAGACCUAUAUUGGGAUAGCUGCCCCCAGUGUGCUGCUCUCGUGGGCGAUGGAAGUGCUGCAAAUGUAAACACUCUCAGACCCUGUGGAAGUAACUGAGUACAGAAACCAGCGCUUUUCUUUCACUGUGUAGACAUAGCCUGGGUUUCAUUCAGUAACUAAACUUAAACUUCCAUUUAUUCAUUACAAUGUUUGAAAGUUCCCACUCGCAUAUCACGCUGGACUUUCUAGCCACAAACACUUCUUGGUAUCCAGGAAUCUCUACUGGAGCAGUUGCUCUUUUGACUAUGUUGGACCAGGUAGUCAAAGUGGUUUUUAUACAUAGCUUUAGUUUUAUAAUAGGGCAACAGAGGGUGGGAACAGAAAUGUUGUAUUGCUCAAUAUCUCAUCCUACAUUCUACCAGCACAUUUUCUGUCUCUUGUUAAUCAGAUUUGCUUUGAACCUUCUCUAUGUGUAAGAUAAAAUCGCAGGUAAGAACUAUGGUUGGAAAUAAAGCUAAAUGUUUUUAUAGUGAAGAUUGGAGGGUGGACUGCACCAACUUGCUACCCUUGAUAAAGCAGCAGUCGGAGGGCUGGACAAUCUAGGUUUUGAUUUGUGAUGCGUAUGAAAGAAGAUAGUCAAGUCACAUUCACCCCAGAGCAGCUGUCCUGUCAUGGGGAGAACAGGGGCUGUGAAGCUUCAUUCAUUGAUAUAUUUAAGCUCUGCUGCGCUUGGAUGAGGGGCAGUACAAGAGAGAAAAGCAGCAUGAUGGUUAUUCUGUGGCAUGGUGGAAGUGGGUCUUGCGGAGGGAUUUGAAGGAGAGCGCUGUGGCCUUUUCGAUUAGUCUGGAGCGGUGAACCAGGCAUAAGUGAGCCGGGGAAGAAAGAGCCAAGGUGCUUGUGGGAGAGGCAGAUGAAUGGGUGAUGGAGGCUGCCAUUGUGGGAGGCCUGGGGGUGCUGGGGGCGAUGCAGUGAGAUCCAGGAGCAGACAGGAAGGGAAAGGCUGCAUGAUGAGGAGUCUUAGAGGUAGGGAAGAGACGCUUGUGUUCUCUAGAGUGGGGGAGGGCUAAACCCCUUCCCAGGGCCUGAGGCCCCCUGACUCAUCCAUUACCACUCAGUGAGUGUCUGGUCUGCAACUCAUCCCAGAGUCAGGGGAAAGGCAUGAAACCUGCCCUCCACCAGGGGUUAAUAUUGGUCUGUCAAUCACCUGACUUCCCUUCCUGAUGGGCUAAAUCCCUAAAUCCCUUUUUUUUUUUAAACUGGGCCUUAGCCACUUAGUGAGGAGUUGCUAGGCAGGAUAGCCAUGUGGGUGGGCCCUGCCUGAUUUUUCCCAUUGGUGUAUUUUUGUGAUUGAGUGACCAUCUUGGCCAGUCGACAAACCCCUCUUCCUCUGUCGCUGUCAUUGGCAGAGGAGCUUGAACAGAAUGUGAUUUUUCAAUUGGCUAGAUGAGACUUGUUGCUAGGCAGAGUAGCCAGCGCAUUGUUGGGGUACCAGGCUGUGUCUUUGGUGGAGAAAAACAGGUAUGUUUUUAUAUGAAGAUAAUUAUCUAGUGAAUAAUGCAAAUCAUGACAAUAAUCACUGACUUUAUGGA
Molecule: messenger RNA, 3483 nt
Organism: Mauremys mutica (yellowpond turtle)
Lineage: Eukaryota; Metazoa; Chordata; Testudines; Geoemydidae
Product: transcription factor HES-5-like
Exons: 11
Coding region: 357-1283 (308 amino acids)
Biological process (GO): anterior/posterior pattern specification; apoptotic process; signal transduction
Cellular component (GO): external side of plasma membrane; membrane; nucleus
Molecular function (GO): RNA polymerase II cis-regulatory region sequence-specific DNA binding; transmembrane signaling receptor activity; protein dimerization activity
Source: RefSeq, a predicted model, not a curated record